This is a messenger RNA of Salvelinus fontinalis (brook trout), 10052 nucleotides long. RefSeq names its product B2 bradykinin receptor-like. Gene Ontology annotation, molecular function: bradykinin receptor activity. Gene Ontology annotation, cellular component: membrane. Gene Ontology annotation, biological process: neutrophil chemotaxis; vasoconstriction; smooth muscle contraction. The record is from RefSeq and is a predicted model, not a curated record. Bases 6597 to 7775 code for a protein of 392 amino acids. Lineage: Eukaryota; Metazoa; Chordata; Actinopteri; Salmoniformes; Salmonidae. The transcript has a single exon.
UUCAUUACUAAUUUGUGAUGUAAAGGACAGUAGAACAACAUAACUGUGUAUAUUUCCCAGUUAUCAGAUUUACAUCUAAAUGUUGUGGAACUUAUAUGAUUAAAUACGAAACUAUUUGUGUGCAAGUUCUCUUCCCUCCUGCUGGUAGUGGGAGAUGAUGCAGCAGUAACAGCAGGGAGGACAUAUCAUUGUCCCAGUCUGAGGGCAACCAGUAACAGCAGGGAGGACAUAUCAUUGUCCCAGUCUGAGGGCAAGCAGUAACAGCAGGGAGGACAUAUCAUUGUCCCAGUCUGAGGGCAAGCAGUAACAGCAGGGAGGACAUAUCAUUGUCCCAGUCUGAGGGCAAGCAGUAACAGCAGGGAGGACAUAUCAUUGUCCCAGUCUGAGGGCAAGCAGUAACAGCAGGGAGGACAUAUCAUUGUUCCAGUCUGAGGGCAAGCAGUAACAGGGAGGACAUAUCAUUGUCCCAGUCUGAGGGCAGGAAAAGGCAAACAUCACAUAAAACAAUAUACAGUGGCAAGAAAAAGUAUGUGAACCCUUUGGAAUUACCCGGAUUUCUGCACACAUUUUACAUCAAAUUUGAUCUGAUCUUCAUCUAAGUCACAACAGACAAACACAGCGUGCUUAAACUAAUAAUACACAAAUUAUUUUAUUUUUCUUGUCUAUAUUUGAAUACAUCAUUUAAAAAUUCACAGUGUAGGUUGGAAAAAGUAUAUGAACCCCUAGGCUAAUGACUUCUCCAAAAGCUAAUUGGAGUCAGGAGUCAAUUAACCUGGAGUCGAAUCAAUGAGACGAGAUUGGAGAUUUUGGUUAGAGCUGCCCUGCCCCUCAAAAAACACUCACAAAAUUUGAGUUCGCUAUUUACAAGAAGCAUUGCCUUAUGUGGAGUGGCAGGUAGCCUAGUGGUUAGAGUGUUGGGCCAGUAACUGAAAGUUUGCUGGAUCAAAUACCCGAGCUGACAAGAUAAAAAUAUGUCGUUCUGCCCAUGAACAAGGCAGUUAACCCAAUGUUCCCCGGUAGCCCGUCAUUGUAAAUAAGAAUUUGUUCUUAACUGACUUGACUAGUUAAAUAAAGGUUACAUGUGAACCAUGCCUCGAACAAAAGAGAUCUCAGAAGACCUAAGAUUAAGAAUUGUUGACUUGCAUAAAGCUGGAAAGGGUUACACAAGUAUCUCUAAAAGUCAGUCCACAGUAAGACAAAUUGUCUAGAAAUAGAGAAAUUUCAGCACUGUUGCUACUCUCCCUAGGAGUGGCCGUCCUGCAAAGAUGACUGAAAGCGCACAGUGCAGAAUUCUCAAUGAGGUUAAGAUGAAUCCUAGAGUGUCUGCUAAAGACUUACAGAAUUCUCUGGAAGAUGCUAACAUCUGAGGAUGAGUCUACCAUACGCAAAACACUGAAAAAGAAUGGUGGUCAUGGGAGAAUACCAUGAAAGAAGCCACUGCUGUCAAAAAAAACAUUGCUGCACGUCUGAAGUUUGCAAAAGUGCACCUGGAUGUUCUGCGGACAGAUGAAACUAAAGUUGGGUUGUUUGAAAGGAGAAAAAAAUUGAAAAAAGGCACAGCACACGAAUAUAAAAACCUCAUCCCAACUGGAAACUAUGGUGGAGGGAGCAUCAUAUUUGGGGCUGCUUUGCUGCCUCAAGGCUUGGACAGUUUACUAUCGACUGAAAUAUUUAUUUUGCAGGGGAAUGUAAGGUUAUCUGUCCACCAAUUGAAGCUCAACAGAAGCCAGGUGAUGCAAAAGGACAACAACCCAAAAGACAGAAGUAAAUCAACAACAGAAUGCCUUGAACAGAAGAAAAUACGCCUUCUGUAGUGGCUCAGUCAGUCCUGACUUCAACCCGAUUGAAAUGCUGUGGCAUGACCUCAAGAGAGUGGUUCACACCAGAUAUCGCAAGAAUAUUGUGGAACUGAAACAGUUUUGUAAAGAGGAAUGGUCCAAAAUUCCUUCUGACCAUUGUGCAGAUCUGAUCCGCAACUACAGAAAAAGUUUGGUUGAGGUUAUUGCUGCCAAAGGAGGGUCAACCUGUUAUUAAAUCCAAGGGUUCACAUACUUUUUCCAACCUGCACUGUGAAUGUUUACACGGUGUGUUCAAUAAAGACAUGAAAAAUUAUAAUUGUUUGUGUGUUAUUAGUUUAAUGAUAACUGGUGUCAGCCUGCCUGAGGAUCUGGGGCUUGGCAAGGCAAUAUUCCACUGAAAUCAACCAACCAAACUAGCUAGUUAUCUAACUAGCUAAAAACAGUUACCACCACCACUCAAAUCUAUAGGAAAGAAAGUGGCCAAUACAUUUCAAGCCGUAUUGGCUUGAAUACAAUAUUUGAUCUGUGAUUAACAUCAAGCACACACCAUAGACAUUCAUCUAAAUGACAGAGGACAACCCUAUCACGUUAAUCUAAAUGACAGAGGACAACCCUAUCACGUUAAUCUAAAUGACAGAGGACAACCCUAUCACGUUCAUCUAAAUGACAGAAGACAACCCUAUCACGUGCAUCUAAAUGACAGAGGACAACCCUAUCACGUCUGGCCACAUGUGCUGCUAGCUAACAUUAGCGCUAAAUUACAAGAUGUUGAGGUCAGUGUUGUAGCUAGUUAUAUAGCUAGCUAGCUAUCAAACCAUUUUUGACCAGACAAACAUUCUCAGUUAUAUGCGUUUUGAAGAACACAUUUUUAGAUAUUAGCCAUGUUGUUACCUUCACUUCCUGACUAGCAUUAUGCUGCACCAAACGAGGCUCAAAUUGAUCAUGUCAGGUUUUGGCCAGGACUGUUCAGGUUUUGGUCACUAGAUGUCCCCAUUGCACUUUUUUUGUACCUUUUGUUUUUUCCUUGCUCUAAUUAUUGUUUGCACCUGUGUGUCGUUCCCUUGUUAGCAUUUAAACCCUGUGUGUUCCUCAGUUCCUUUCUCAGUGUUUGCAUGUUAGCACCCAGCCCCAGCCCAAGCCUAAGCCUUGUUCUGAACAUAUGAUUCUCUUAUUGGAUUUUCCAGAGGUUCUCUGGUUUAGUUCUUGUGUAUUUUUUGAGUAGUCUUUUGAGGUUUGUUUUUCCCUGCUGUUUUUACCACUUUGUGGAGUUUCUUUGUAUUUUGGAGGAUAUCCAUUUUGUGCUUCUUGACUUUAUGUUUGGACAUUGUGGAUUUAGAUUCUUUGCCUGAAGAUUUUGUUCUUUAAUUAAACCACCAUCUCUAGUACUGCUGUGUCUGCCUCAUCUUCUGGGUUCUGACGAUUAUUAGUGACUGUUUCUCGCACCGGGUCCUGACAGAUCAGACUAUUAGUAAACUAUUACAUUUGAGAAAAUGAAUCGAAACCCCAAUUAACAGCAUGCACCUGCUAACCCACUAAUGUUAGUGUUAGUUGGCCUCGUGAACUCAACAUGCACAUGGUUGAAAUCACCUAAAGGUACACCCUAACUGAUCCUUUUGGAUUUUGAUUCAUUUUCUCAAAUGUAAUAGUUUACUAAUUUUAGCGAACUAAUGAAGGUGAAACAAAGUUCCCGCUAACAUUUAGCUAGAUAGCUAAUUCAUCUAGUGCUAAUGUUCAAAUCAAAUCAAGUUUAUUUUAUAUAGCCCUUCGUACAUCAGCUAAUAUCUCGAAGUGCUGUACAGAAACCCAGCCUAAAACCCCAAACAGCAAGCAAUGCAGGUGUAGAAGCACGGCUAACAUGUUAGCUAACAUGUUAGCUAGCUAGCAAUCUUCUAAAUCUAAACUUAUCAGAUGUAGCUAUAUUUACAAACAAAGAUCUCGACAAUUCACUUAGCCAAUAUAACAAGUUUGUCCACCAGCUAACUUAUUAAAAAAUGAACAUAUUACUUACCUUUCACUGCUGCCAAUCCAGCUGCCCUUGCACCAUCGGCAAUUAGAUGAAAAGGAAGUUUCAAGUUAAACCUGGAAGCUCAAUCAACACUGCUCAGUGCCACUGCCCUACCUCUGUACAGUAACUCUCACCUGGGAGUUAUAUUAGCACAGAUGGUGUAAAAACAACUCAACACCUCUUAACACUAAAAAUGUAACACCAAGACAAUGAAAACGUGUUAAUGUAACAGUUUAACUUUACGUCCAUCCCCUCACCCAUACCCAGGCUCGAACCAGGGACCCUCUGCACACAUCAACAACUGACACCCAUGAACAUCAUUACCCAUCGCUCCACAAAGGCCGUGGCACUUGCAGAGCAAGGGGAACCACUACUUCAAGGUCUCAGAGCAAGUGAGGUCACCGAUUGAAAGGCUAUUAGCGCGCACCACCGCUAACUAGCUAGCCAUUUCACAUCGGUUACAUUAACACUGGCCAGUUUGCUCUGUACUGGAAAUGUAAUAUAGAGAAAAGAGGGUAAUUCUCACAUGUAUUUUACUCUAAAUUCUGUAUUGCAGAACAAUAAUCUAGAAGCUAAAAAGCGAAGCUGUCACAGAAGUGAUGGAACGUAAUCUCCCUGUAGUGACCCUUCACCAAGAUCUAAGUAAACAUGCAGGCCAAGGUCAUAACAUAAACACCUUAAGGACGAUGACGGGCUUUAUAAUGAUGUUCCCCAAAUCUAAUAGCAUUUCUCUACGAACAUGAUAAACAAAUUAUAUCAGGGGUUUGCUGGCUGUACUUUACAAGAUUACGGGUAAAAAGCCCAGAGGCUCAGGGGAUUCAAAGGUCAGUGUUCCCACUGGUCCAUAAAGAUUUGGAUGACUGGUUGCUUUAGUGCAAUACAGUCCUGUAGCCUAGCCAUGGCUGUUUUCUGUGGAAACUGUUUAAUUUCUGAUGUUGGAAAGAGAGUCCGAAUUUCCAACUGAAUUUCCAAUGAACAUGACAGAAAGUGUCAUACUUUACACAGUGUGUUUCAACUGUAUAUUUCAUGUUCAGUUUAACCUGUAAAACAUAAUCUGGCAUGUUUGGUGAAAAGCGACCUGAGACAAGCUCCACAGCCAAUUGAAAUACUGUAUCCUGAGAUUGAAUCAAACAAAUAUGGGAGAAUGUUAAACUCUGAAUAAAUGUAUUCUAAACAUGUUAACCUCUCUAAUGGACUUGCCCGCACUUGUAUGGCUCUAGCACACUGCAGUUUACUUGCAAAAUAAUACUACUGUAAAUGUGUCUCUUAUUAAAUAUCUCCAAGGGAAAAUAAGUGGGCCGUGGUUUAAAUUACAAAUAUACUGAACAAAAAUACAAAAUGCAACAUUGUAAAGUGUUGGUCCCAUGUUUCAUUAGCUGAAAUAAAAGAUCACAGAAAUAUUCCACACGCACAAAUUCUAUCAAAUGUUUCUUUUUUGCCAAGAUCAUUGAUCCACCUGACAGUGGGACAACAUUUCACAGGCCACAAUCAACAGACUGAUCAACUCUAUGUGAAGGAGAUGUGCCACACUGCAUGAUGCAAAUGGUGGUCACAUCAGAUACUGACUGGUUUUCUGAUCCACGGCCCUACCUUUUUAUUAAGGUAUCUGUGACCAAAAGAUGCAUAUCUGUAUUCCCAGUCAUGUUAAAUCCAUAGAUUAGGGUCUAAUGAAUUUAUUUAAAUUGACUGAUUUCCUGAUAUGAACUGUAACUCAGUAAAAUCUUUCAAAUAGUUUCAUGUUGCGUUUCUAUUUUUUCAGUGAGCCAGACAGAACUAGGUUUACAUAGAGAGAAAAAAUGGUCUCUGUUUGAGGGCAGAGUGACGACAUUGUAAUGAUCUGUGUUCGGCUCAAAUAAGAGUGUUCAUCCUCUCAGAACACUCUUCAGUUGAGGAGAGAUGCUCACGGUGAUGAUACAUGGGGAAUGAACACAGAGGACGUGUACAUCAGGAAGGAGACCACAGAGCUCUGGAGAUAAGGUGAGUUAACAUUAAAGCCAAUUGGCAUCUUCAUGGAAUGAAAAAGAUGAAAGGGGAAAGAUGUUUCAUUAUGAUUAACGCCAAUGUUUUAUGUUCGGAAAGUUUAUUAGAUGAGGUGCCUACAAAAUGUUGGCCAAAUGAAAAAAAGUUAUUCUAAGAAUGUGAGAAGGAGAGAUGAUUCAAAGUGGCUGAAUUGUAACAGAUCCAAGUUAGAAAUAGCAAAAAUGUGGAUACACACCUCAACAUAUAAUGUAUGGGCCAUUUUUAUGGUCAGGAAAAUGAGUACUGUAUGAACAUGGAGCAGACAGAAGCUAAACAGAGGUCUGAGCUUAUUUGAACAGUUUUGAAAUGUGCUAUUGUUUCAGUUAUGCAAUGGACUAACUUACAAGUCAUGGCAGUACUAUGUUUGUCUUGUCAGAAUUAAUCAAGGUUUACUAAUGUUAGCAGACUUGAGGGGUUCCUGAGCAUCAGUGAAACAUUAUGCCGGUGUCUGUUUCUCAUUAUUCAUGUCCAGUAUUUCACUUUUCCACUGUUAAAAGAAAUAGGUAUGACCAGAGAGAGCAGGAAACACUCCUUAUGUGGGUUCCAGAGGCUGGUGGGAGGAGCUAUAGGAGGAGGGGCUCAUUGUAAUCGCUGGAAUGUAAUUAAUGGAACGGUAUCAAACACAUCAAACAUAUGGAAAUCACACGUUUGACUCUGAUCCCUUAACUCCAUUCCAGUCAUUACAAUGAGCUCCUCUUCCUAUAGCUCCUCCCACCAAUCUCCACUGGUGGAUUCUCAUGUGUUGUCUCUUUUUUUAAGGAUGUUGCAGUUCAAUGAUUGUUCAAACACGUGAAAAAACAUUGAAAAAAUACAUAGAUAAAACAUUAUUUUCGUCCAGUUUCCCAAUGUUCCUGAACACAACCAAGGGUCUCUUCCCCACUGAGGGCCCAGACUCAAAGCUGGACUGGACCGAGUUGGACCCCUAUAACUGUACCAACUACACAGCAGCCUGGGACUGGCUUUCCUCCUACCAGCCGGUCUACAUGGUUCUGCUCAGCGUGAUGGGCGUAGUGGCCAACGGUCUGGUCCUCUGUGUCUUCUGUUUGCAGAGGAAGCCAUGCACCGUGGCUGAUGUCUACCUGGGCAACUUGGCAGCUGCAGACCUGGUCAUGGUGUCCUGUUUACCCUUCUGGGCCGCCACCAUUGCUAACAACUACCACUGGGAGUUCGGCGAGCCCAUAUGCAAGCUGGUCAAUGUGGCCAUCUCCAUGAACUAUUACUGUAGUGUUUUCUUCCUGGUGCUGGUUAGCGUCGAUCGCUACCUGGCUCUGGUCCGGCCCAUGUUCCAAAGCCGACUGCGGAGGGUGGCCUGGGCCAAGUGCAUCUGCCUGGGGAUAUGGAUCGUAGGGUUCGUGCUGAGUUUGCCCAUCCUGGUCUUCCGCAGGGUGAAAUACGUGGCCAAGGCUGGGGUGAUGGCCUGCGUCCUGGCCUACCCCCAUCCGGACUGGGAGAUCCAGCGCAACGUCACCAAUAACGUGGUUGGGUUCCUACUUCCGGUGAUAGUGGUGUCGUACUGUAGCCGCCACAUCGUGAUCAGUCUGAAAGACGGUCAGAUCAGAAAAACUCCCGGGGUGAGGUCAGAGAGGAAGGCCACACAACUGGUCCUGACUGUCCUCACGGUCUUCCUCAUCUGCUGGACGCCCUACCAGGUGGUGCGCUUCCUGGACACGCUGGAUUACUUCCAGGUCACGCCAGGAUGCCUCUGGGGUCACAUUCUGGACAUUACCAUACAGCUGUCCACCUACCUGGCGUACGCCCACAGCGCCAUCAACCCCUUCCUGUACGUCAUUGUGGGGAGACAAUUCAGGAAGAGGGCAAAAGAAGUGUUCGGGACAAUGUUAAAAUGCAGGUUGUCGGAUAAAUAUUUUCUGACGGUAAAUUUCACCUCCAAUGGAAGACUGGCCACUCAAAGGAUACAAUGUACACAACUUGUGAAACAAACUGUGACGUGACAAGAGUCUGUCUGGAUAUCCGUCUGUCCUGGAAGAACUGAUCCAGACUGAAACAUUUCAUCUUUAGCUGGUUUUGCUUAUUGUAAAUAUGUUCUGUCUUGAAACUGAAUGGAACUCUGCCAGUUAUUGCUGAGAAAUCAAAUGAGGUGAAAAAGUGAUCAGGGAUAUACAGCUGACUUCUGUCUUCGUUUAACUUGUAAUUACCGGCAGACAUCUGUUCCCAAUCAUCAGGAGGUUUAUUUCUGCAAAUAGUCAGUUUGGCUGUCUACAAUAUUUGUUAGCUUUAUCUAACUCCUGUUGUAAUUAAUUUGUUGAUUUAUGUAGAGUUAAUAUGAAUAGCUACAGACUCCAUUCGGGUUCACGAUCCUAAAGAUUAUUUAUGUGGUAAUGAAGGCACUAAAUAACGACUGUCUGGUGUAGAAGAUUAAUCUAAAUGUGAUCUAGGAAGUAUUUUAUUGUCAUAGAGCCCCUUUUAACUUUGAUAGAGUGUGCUAUUAUGUUAAAUUAUUAUUCUAGAGAAGGACUAUGAAUGGGACAUGCUGACUAAUUGAAAUGUAAAAGGUAAUAUUGUCUUUUGAAAAGCUCAUGUUCAUUUUUCUUCUUGGAGGUUAUGAUUUAAGCUUCCAUAUUUCUUAACAAUUCUGCUCAAAAUGUGUAUGUAUUGCAUUAAAAGGACUUUUGUAUGUAUCAAAAUGCUGUCCACUAUAAUGUGUUGAUAUAAAUUAACCCAUGGCUUGAGUAAAGAGAGAUCUAUUUUUCAGUAGUCUAUGUGCACUGUUGACACAGACUAGUAUUUAGUCCUUUGUCGUCCUGCAGACAGGCUUGCUACUGCAUACCCUCAUUGGCUCCCAGACAGAUGGAGAGGUUCUGCACAGAUUUGGUCGGGCCACUGUAAAAUGGGCACUCUGGCUCUGCCAAUGGUAGCCAUUAAACAUGGCCUUAAAGAAGUCUAACAGAAACUGGCACAGAUUACCAUGCAUGUUUGGGCAUGCGUAACAUUUUGAGGGAUAACAAGCCAUUUAAACCACCUCUAAUCAGGGUGGAACAAUGUUUAACUCAAACAAAUGUAUUUACAUUAAAGAAGCACGACACCCCAUAGACAUAUAAUGACAUCCACUGCUCUGGUGCUCAUUGUAUGAGAAUGUACUGAGCUACUCAGAUAAGCAAACUUCCACAGUGUUCUAUGUUACAAUAAUGGUGAGGAGGCGGAGCUGUCCAUCAAUAUGCCUAUGAUUAGGUUCUUAUGUUCUUCACAUGCUAAACAGGAAGAUACUAUCCUCCUGUGCCCCCUUGGGGUGACACACUGGCCAUUAACAUACUCUAUUAUAAUGUACAAAUAAUGAUGUUGGAAGAGUCUGCCAUGAUGCUGUCAUUAGAGAUGCAGGCCUGGAAAUAAUAACAACCACAUUAUUGGGACUCGCUGUGCUUCACAGCUAUGGGUUUAUCAAUUAGACUGUUAUGGAUGGAACUCAUCAAUAAAAUGAGCUCCCUCAGGGCAUCUAGUUGUAUUGGGUUAUAACCUGGGUUGUGUUCAGUAGUUAAAAAAAAACUUGUUGAAGUAGAGUGAAACGGAGCGGUACUACCUGAAAGUGUCCAAUAAGAAUGCAGAUAUUUAUCAUGUUUUGCUACGGUAUGCGCCAUUAAGCAUGACCCUGAUGUCAACCCAGAGUACAUAUAUUCUUAAUUCCAUUCCUUUACUUUAGAUUUGUGUGUAUUGUUAUGAAAUUGUUAGAUAUUACUUGUUAGAUAUUACUUGUUAGAUAUUACUGCACUGUUGAAGCUAUAAACACAAGCAUUUCGCUGCAACUGCAAUAAGUCUGCUAAACACGUGUAUGUGACCAAUACAAUUUGAUUUGAUGAGUGGAGAUGUACUUGGAUCUGUCAGCAGUUCUGAAGGUCGCCACCAGAGAUGAGUACGUUACCACAGAUUGCACUAAUAACUGCAUCGAAAUGCACUCAUGAAAUGAACAAAAUAAAAUCUGUAAAAAUAUCAACUAUGCUAUAAAGGAUCAAAUUCAAACUAAGCGUUUACACGUUAAUUGCACAAAGGAAAACAAGGUGGUGUUCCUUAUUGGAAUUUUAAAGGUCAAAACACACAUAGGGACUCACUACAUGAAUUUACAAAAUAUGUCUGUUUAUAUAGGAUAUCAACUCAUAUUGCAAAUUUUCAUAACUACUUACAUAACUUUUGUAUGUAUCAAAAUGUUGACCAAUAUACUGUGAGGAUAUAAAUAAAUCCAUGCCGUGUUAGAAUAAACAGAGCUCUAUUUCUCAGUA